Messenger RNA from Dibothriocephalus latus, 495 nucleotides. The record is from the annotation of a GenBank genome assembly. NCBI's taxonomy places the organism in Eukaryota, Metazoa, Platyhelminthes, Cestoda, Diphyllobothriidea, Diphyllobothriidae.
AUGCACAACUCACCCUACCAUGCGAUAGCGAAGUGGGUAGCGGAUAAACUCAAACCCCUACAGCAGCAGCUGGCACCACGAAACUUUCAAGAUACCUUCAAAUUUACCGACGACCUCAAGGCCAUAAACUUAAAUGGCUUGAUGAUGCUCUCCCUAGACGUCUCAUCGCUGUUUACAAACGUCCCGGUCACAGAGACACCCGACUACAUCUACGGCGUCGCCGUGGGUUCGCCCUUUGGGCCUCUCCUGGCCAAUAUCUUCAUGGUCAAGCUGGAGAAGUUUCAACUCAGCGACCAGAUCUAUAAGUUAAAACACUACGGUUGCUAUGUCGAUGGUAUCUUCGCCAUUGCUCCAGCAGAAACCGAUGUAGAUGUGCUUCUAAAUACUGUCAAUCAAGCACACCCCUCUAUUGAGUUCACAUUGGAGGUGGAAACAACAGGUUCGCUUCCAUUCUUGCACGUCCUCCUAAGCAGAAGACCUAACGGCAGCGUCUGA